AUGCCUAUUAGUAAUGGUAAACUGUGGGAAGAAUGUAGUUAUGAGUCGGGUAAAUUUUUAAUCACAGUCACUAACGAAAGCGAUGCAAAAAGUCGAUUGACUGAAUACAACGAACGGAAAUGGUACUGCCGGCACUUACCAAAUGAGGGACGAGAAUAUACAUUUAAAGAUGCAUUAACUGAGGAAAGACAGAAAUUGGAACUGAUCUGUAAACAAUAUUCACAUUCUUUAUUAACAGGCAUAUGCGAAGCCAUACAUCAUGCUUACGGCGAAAAACAGUAUCUUGUUAAGAAAAUAUGGAAACAUGUGAAUGGACACUACUAUGAAGGCGAAACUGUUAUUUACACAGAUAAAAAUAGAAAUACUAGGAAUUAUUAUAGAGGAGAUCGAGAGGGAACAAUAACUUCCGUGAUGAACAGUGAUAAGUGUGAAAUGCAAAACAAGGAAAAUGAAGUCAUUUAUUCCAUUGCGCUUGAAAAUGGUGAAGUAGUACAGAAAUUGAAUUCUCGAGAAAUUAGGCGAUCAUCACCGAUCACUGAAGAUGAAAUAAAUGUUUUCCUCUCUCUUGUCGCCCAUAAGAAAGAGAACAGCUUACCGUGGACUCUUGAUAAGUCAAUUCGAAAUAAAUUGGAGAUUGCAAACAAAUUGCAUCAUUUCUUUCUGAGGGAGGAAGCCAAGACUUGGCCUGCUUAUGCAUUACCUGAUUGGUUUGGUUUGCAAACCGAAUAUGAUUUGAUGGAGAAAUCACACACGAUGCAUUCAUUUAUUGUGGUGUCAGAUUGUUUGAGUUCGAAACAAAAACUCGAGUUAAACAACUCUGUGAAAAGAACAGAAAAUUUUGAUGCUGUAUCAAGAAAAGAUAUGGAACAAAUAUCUGAAAAUAUCGCAACUCAUAAUUUUUGUAAGUCAGUUAUUUUGAAAGAAACUCUGAAGACUCUAGAAAGUUAUCUUUUGCCAUCGUCCUCGGUUACUCACAGUGUUGGUGCGUCACCGCAAACGUAUAGUUACAGAAAAUUGAGAAUGUGCUUAAAUCUUCUGAUGAAAGCAUUGGUCGCUUGUGACAAUGAAUCAUUUCAUCGUGCUUGUUUAACUGUUCUAUCCAUUCCUGUAUCCGUGAUACAGAAAGUUGAAAAUGAAGUUAUACGCUACGCGUUGCUGAAGCAGUUUUAUGUGAGAGGAUUUUUUCGUGGAGUUGAAAGAUGUAUCAUGCGCUUUCCGGAUCGAAGAUUGGAAAGAAAGUUGCGCCAACUGCUGAAUAGGAAAUUAGAUGACUUAGAAAUUCCAACAACGAAAUUUUUACCCGAGUUGGAUAUUGUUAGAAGCAAUUCUAAUUUCGCAUCUUCUUUGGCUAUCUCGCAGUUCAUGCAUAUUUUUCGCUUUUUCAUGCACUGCGAUUACUCAUUUUCAGCAGAUGUUUUACUUAAAGCUACCGAAAAUGGCAAAAAUGGUUUUUUUACAGUUACUAGCAAAUAUAUGAUUGCACUUUUGAAAGUCAUCUUACGGGAUGAGCAAAAUACGAACUAUCAUGCGUAUGGUACGGAUCUGCAUAAAGUACCUGUUACGUUAGGAACGGUGAGUGAAUUAACCCGUUUAGUAAUUAUGGAAAGUGGAUUAUUGAAACAUGGUGGAUUUCCGGAUGGUAACAAUUUAGGAAAAGAUAAGCAUUGUAUGAUAGAAGCUUCAGAAUCUUUGAAUUUACGUGGUUCGUAUAAUCAUGAGUCUAUGUUGGUCGCUAAUGAUCUCAGUUAUCAAUCAUUUCAUGAGUUAGCAUCUCAUGUGCAGAUUUCUAUUUUGGAAUACCUAGUACAGAAAGUGAUGGAUAGCAUCUCUUUCAGUAGAUAUUUGAGCCGAACUCUAGACUCAGAUAUUUCAUCUCUUAAACAAGCAAAAACAGCAGCACAAUCGAAAAUAAAGAAGCUGAAAAUUGCUCUUGAAGAUUGUUCAUCAGCUCUGCCCAAUUCAGUCAUUAAGCUGGAAAACGAAGAAAGUGGAUUUAUAGAAGGUGUGACUGAACAAAAGCGUAAAUUGGAGUCAGAAUUAGAAGCUGCAACUGCGCAAUCAAAACUUAUUGCUACCAAAUUAUUAAAUAUGAUGGAUAUUCGUAAUGUUUGUUUAUCAAUACAGCCACUUGGUUAUGAUCGAUUCCAUCGUCGAUAUUAUUUUUUUUCAAAUUCGCCGAACAAGGGAAUUUUUAUUGAAAGAGGAUGGUGGAAUUGUAUUUCAUUUGGAAAUAAAGAUGAUUUUGACGAAUCGAAUGCCAUAAAUAUAGACGCUAACAAAAUUUUACCUAGAAAUGAGAAAUCUUUGGAUUCUUUCAGAACAUUAACUUCCACAGAUGAAUUUACAAAUCACGAAAUAUCAUCACCAGCAGGAUUCGAAUCCAAUGAUUGGUACGUCAUUAAAGAUGAAAGUACGCUCCAGCUUCUUUGUUCAAAUUUAUUAACAAAUGGGCAUCGCGAAUCAGCUUUGUUCAGUUCUAUUAAAAAAAAAUGGGACGACAUAAUUGCAUCUCUGAGAAUGGUGAACGAAGACUCGAGUUUGAAAAUGGAGACUGAUGUAACUGAAAUAAAUCUUUUAAAAAGAACUUUGGUUCAGCUGGAAAGUGCCUUGCGAAAGGAAAAAUUCAUCAGUGGAACAACAAACGUUUUUGAUGAUAAAAAUAAUUCUCUCAGCACAUUUGAAUCUUUAAAAUCUGUGGUGUUGAAUUUUCUCACUCUGAUUGCUCCAAACGCAUUUGUGAAAUUACGACAGACUCGUUCAGCAUCUGCGUACAAAGUCUGGAAUAAACAUUUAUCAGAAGUUCGCACUCUUUCACAGUUUCAUCUUCUAAUUAAGAUCCUGGAAAUGAAUAUUGCUUGGACAACGCCAUUAAUAAAAUUAUGUAGCCUUUGUAAAAAGGAAAUCGAAGAAGAGUCAUUGUUUUGUAUUACAUGUGACGAUGUUGCCCAUCGUUUGUGUUUAAGUACAUUUGAUGGCGAUAUUCGGGAAAACGAUUAUAAUUACCAGUGUUUUAUGUGCUCAAAAAAGGACAUGUUUUCCAAGUUGGAGCAUGACAGCCGAAUUUUCAAUCGUCUGUUAAGUCUGUCGCCUGUGUUGAAACCUGGUACAUUUCAAGAACUUUCUUUAGAAUGGAUCAAAAAAAAUUUACAUAUGGUAUCAUUUUCUACAUUUUACAAUGUGUUCUUUUGUUUUUGA
Molecule: messenger RNA, 3195 nt
Organism: Thelazia callipaeda (thelaziosis nematode)
Lineage: Eukaryota; Metazoa; Nematoda; Chromadorea; Rhabditida; Thelaziidae
Source: the annotation of a GenBank genome assembly